Cornus florida is the source of this 1313-nucleotide messenger RNA. RefSeq lists its product as uncharacterized. The record is from RefSeq and is a predicted model, not a curated record. Lineage: Eukaryota; Viridiplantae; Streptophyta; Magnoliopsida; Cornales; Cornaceae. Gene Ontology annotation, molecular function: S-adenosylmethionine-dependent methyltransferase activity. The transcript has 6 exons. Bases 148 to 1035 code for a protein of 295 amino acids.
CUCAUCUUCCAUCCAUUCUCUCCCCUCUAUUUCUCUCUCUCUAGAAAAGGUUUGGAGAAAAGGUUGGCUUGAAAAUCAGUGUGGGCUUGAUUGGGUGAGAGAAUAGUAGGAGUAGGGAGUAGUAGUAAUAGGAAAUUUAGAGGAAGAAUGACAACACCUUUGAGGCCAUUGUUGCCUCUUCUCUCUGCUUUUUGCCCUUCAGAUUUCUCCAGCUCCUCAAUGCUCCUCCACACUACAAACCCUAGUCGCUUUCACAUUUAUGCUCUCUCUACUUCUCCUUCUUCUGCUUCAUCAUCAUUUGACUCUUUCAGACGAUGCUUUGGCCGAAACAAAUCCCACCAUAAUUUGUCCUAUCCCUCUAAAACCCAUGCGUGGCUCUGUGGAUAUGCCAAAAGAGAUCAAAACGACGACAGUUUGAGCAUUGAAGACCAGAAUCAUCUGCAAAUGUUUGGUUCUGAUGAAGAAGUCACUACACAGAUUCCAACCCAAGCGCAAUCUGUUGUGGAAGGGUCAGGGGCAGGGGCAGUUCUGAUAUCGGAGUAUAAGCCUGCUCCGGAUGUGGAUUAUUUACAGGAGUUAUUAGCAAUUCAGCAACAGGGGCCGAGGGUGAUUGGAUUUUUUGGAACAAGAAAUAUGGGAUUCAUGCAUCAAGAACUUAUUGAGAUUCUUAGCUAUGCAAUGGUUAUAACGAAAAACCACAUUUUCACAUCGGGAGCAUCAGGGACUAAUGCAGCUGUUAUCAGAGGUGCUCUGAGAGCUGAGAAACCAGAGUUACUUACCGUGAUAUUGCCUCAAAGUUUGAAAAAACAACCUCCAGAGAGCCAAGAACUACUGUCUAAGGUCAAGAAUGUAAUAGAGAAGCCUCACAAUGAUCAUUUACCUUUGAUAGAAGCCAGCAGGUUAUGUAACAUGGACAUUAUUUCACAGGUUCAGCAAGUCAUUUGCUUUGCAUUCCAUGACAGCAGAUUGCUUAUGGAAACAUGUCAAGAAGCUAAAAAUAUGAGGAAGAUCGUGACUCUUUUUUACCUAGAUUGAUGGAGAGCAACAACUUUGUUCAUUUGUCUAUAGAUGGGUUAGAGAGAGAGAGAGAGAGAGAGAGGUUGCUUCUUUUUGUUCAUAGAUUAAAUUCAACAAACACAGAUUGCUGAGAUUUAUGUGCAGAUUGCUUCUUUUUGUUCAUUGGAAGAAGAGGGUAUUAAUUUUUAAAUUUAUUUCUUGCAAGUUGUAGAAAUUGUAGCCUUUGUAGGAAACAUACUGAACAUUAUGUGAUUUACAUGAUUCAUGGAUGUGUACAUUUAUGGAGUUUUUGGGAA